Lobosporangium transversale is the source of this 517-nucleotide messenger RNA. RefSeq lists its product as hypothetical. NCBI's taxonomy places the organism in Eukaryota, Fungi, Mortierellomycota, Mortierellomycetes, Mortierellales, Mortierellaceae. The transcript has a single exon. The record is from RefSeq and is a predicted model, not a curated record. The coding region runs from base 157 to 429 and encodes 90 amino acids.
AUAUCAUGUGUCGAGGAGGGUUGAAGGGGCCUAUCAUUGUGGUCUGGUCAUUUUUGGAAGAGCAUAAAACGCAUAAAAAAUUUAUUGAUUAGGCUCAUGCUGCGUCGUUACGCAGCUCGGUCCGAAACAAAUCUCUUAGCUUGAUGUGGAACCUUUAUGACUUUAAUAGAUUUUGCUGUACGCCAAGGGAAAGGAUUCAGAUCAGAAAGUAAGCAAAUACACAGGAGAAACCUAGGACCAUGGUGGUGGCCAAGACGGCUGGAAGAACAUAUGGUGCUGCGUUCUCGGUUUUGCGCCCUUCUACAUCUGAUGCCAUGUCCCGUGCCCAUAGUUGCUGUGGAGACUCGUCGUCGACCCGAAAGCCGUUUGAGUGUAACCGAGCUUGAAAGCUUUGAUCAUUUAGUCGCUCGUUCUCAGUUUUCUCAAUAGUAAAAAUCCCUGAUUGGUAAAUCGGUAUCCAGCCUGCGUUCGAGAACUGAACCACGAAGCCCUUUGAUGAAAAUUUAGUAGAUUAAAA